AUUCAAGAAAGUCCUCUUCUAUGAUGCUCGGAGAGCCCCGUCACGCAAAUCCGACGGUUCACAUACCGCCGUGGCCGGUCAUCGAUGAUCUGAUGCCGGAGAUGUACUCUCCUUACUCGAUGAGCGGCAUGUCUGCAAGCUCCGACGGCAAUGCCAGCGGCGGUGAUUACUCUCCGUACUAUAUGCAAGAAGCGCUGACGGCACUCCAGCGUUAUCUGCCGUCGAACGACGCCGAUAUCGACUCCGACUCCGAGAUUCUUGGACGGGAGCCGGACGCUCCGGUGGACGCCUACUCCUGCGACCAUUUCCGCAUGUUCGAGUUCAAGGUAAGGAGGUGCGCACGUGGUCGGUCACAUGACUGGACUGAGUGUCCUUAUGCUCAUCCUGGAGAGAAGGCUCGCCGUAGGGACCCGAGGAAUUAUCACUACUCGGGUACUGCAUGCCCUGAUUUUCGCAAAGGGAACUGCAAGAAGGGAGAUGCGUGCGAGUUUGCUCACGGCGUGUUCGAGUGCUGGCUUCAUCCAGCCCGUUAUCGUACUCAGCCAUGCAAGGAUGGCACCAGUUGCCGCCGAAGGGUCUGUUUCUUUGCUCACACGCCGGAGCAACUCAGGGUCCUUCCUCAGCAGAGUCCGAGGAGUGCUAAUUCGGUGGACUCGUAUGAUGGGUCUCCUCUCAGGCAAGCGAUUGAGUCUUCUUGUGCCAAAACGCUUCCAUUCAUGUCGUCUCCGGGUUCUAUUUCCCCUCCGGCAACUCCUCCUGCGGAAUCUCCUCCUAUGUCGCCGAUGACAGAGUCUCUGAGCCGCUCUCUGGGUUCGAGCUCCAUCAAUGAGAUGGUGGCUUCUCUGCGUAAUUUACAGCUUGGAAAGGUAAAGUCACUUCCGCCGUCAAGAAAUGUUCCAGUGGGGUCUCCUCGUUUUGGGUCUCCACGUGGAUCGGUGCUCCGUCCAGGAUUCUGCAGCCUCCCGUCAACCCCUACCGAGGCACCGAUCCGUUCUUGUGUUAACUACUUCGAUCUUUGGGACCAGAGUUGCGAGGAGGAGCCUGCGAUGGAGAGGGUGGAAUCUGGAAGGGAUAUACGGGCGAAGAUGUUUGAGAAACUCAGUAAAGAGAACUCUCUGGGUCGAUCGGGUCCCAGCACAUCUGCUGGAGCUCCGGAUGUUGGUUGGGUUUCGGAGCUGGUCAAGUGAAGUACGUCUCCAAGCCCCGGAUGCUGGUUUUGGGAUGAGUGGCUCUGGUUUUUGUUCACGGUCAUUGGCGGUGCCUUUUUGGGUUCUUAUGGCUGCCUUCUCUGAUUCGUCAGCUCUGUGCAUAGAAUGUGAGGAAUCAGGGAGCCUAAUAGUAAUGAUUUAUUUUGGAAGCAACAAGUCGGAGAUGCUAUGUAAAUAAUUAAUUCCACAGGCACGGUUGAAGACUAGAAGUUUAGGAUCUCUUUUUUCCUGGGUAGUUUCUGAAAAGAUCAAGACUACAAUGCAUUAUUUUGGGCGAUAAGCUAUCUGAAGCUUUUGUAUAGGCAGUAGACAAUGGAUUAUUGAUAUGUAUUAACUAUUGUGUCUUGUCUUCUAAUCUCAUUUAUGUAUAGUUUUCUGAUAUGUAGGAUCCAAGCUCCUAGUUUUUAUCUAAGUCGUUUAUGUGAUGUAUAUUUUCAGGAGUUUGUGAACUCUGGUUUAUAAAUUGCAUGACAUUAGCUACUGUCA
This is a messenger RNA of Prosopis cineraria, 1694 nucleotides long. RefSeq names its product zinc finger CCCH domain-containing protein 20-like. Bases 21 to 1187 code for a protein of 388 amino acids. The transcript has a single exon. The record is from RefSeq and is a predicted model, not a curated record. Gene Ontology annotation, molecular function: metal ion binding. Lineage: Eukaryota; Viridiplantae; Streptophyta; Magnoliopsida; Fabales; Fabaceae.